AUCGGAUGUGUAACAACAUAACAUAAUUGGAAUAAACGUCCUAGUCUCUCCAGUAUGGUUCUGUGCAGCUACACAAUAUCAUGGCGCUGAUGUCUUAGAGGACAAGAAUUGUGCUUCUUUAGAUUAAAACGGAGAGCUGCGAAGGAAAGACGUUUCCAAUUUCACCCAUAGAAUUUCAGUCACCUUAUAGUUUGUUGCAAUUGUUAUUUAACUACACCUUCACAACGGUUUCAAAAUGAAGCAAGUCAAUUCUGCUGCCGACUUGGUGAUUGUAUUAGUGUAGUAUACUUAAGACUUAAAUUAUCUGUGCAAACUACUGGCAACGUGGAGGUGUGUGGGGGAAAAAAUUAUCAUACAAUUGCCUUUGACCUAGUGGUCGAGCGAUCUCGCGAUAGUUAUGUAACUACUCGUGUUUAGCUUUUUACUUCCUGUCCGGGGCUCCAUUGGUAUAUUACCAAACGUGUGGUGUGCACGCAUACUUGGCAAUUUUGUCGCAUUCAGAAAUAUUGUGUGCACCAUGGACGCCCUUGCUGUUUUGCCGUCCAACUUUGGAUACGCCAUCUUUACUUACCUUUACAGCUGGAUCAUGCUGUGUUAUUUAGGUGUUAAAGUUGGGGCUGCUAGGAAGAAGUUCGAUGUGAAGGUAGGUGGUCAAAAAGUUACGGAAUAGAUUCUAGCGUUUGUGACUGACUAAUUUGCGUGAUGUUUUGACUCGCAGUACCCCACUAUGUACAGUGACAAGGAGCAAGUGUUCAACUGUAUCCAGAGAGCACACCAGAACACACUGGAGGUGUACCCACAGUGGCUUGUUUUCCAGACCAUUGCAGCUCUAGUUUACCCGGUAUUGUCCUUUUUUAAAUACACUUACAUAAUCAUACGAACAAGUCAUUUUCACAAGGCUAAAGACCGUUUGACCGGACUGCCUCAUCCGUAUUUCUCUAUUUUUUUUCUAUUUUCUUGUGCAAACUUUAGUUAUCAGCCUCAGUGCUCGGGGUCAUCUGGGUCACCAGCAGGUUUUCAUAUGCCUGGGGAUACUACACUGGAGGUAAGACUGAUGUGUAACUAACAUGGAGGUAUUGCAUGUUGUGCAUAAAAUGUUGUACCUAAAUACAGCUCAACAACUGUACUGGUGAGACUUAGGGUUUUUACAGGACUGGACUGACAUACUACAAUUAAAAACAAGACAAACAUUUAAUGGCAAGUUUCAGCUGGUCAAAGGUUGUUUUCCAACCUUUGACCAAAUGUUCUUGCACUGACCAGUAUUACUGCUAUCAGUCUUAACCCAUAACAGUACAGUUUAUUUUACCAUGAACUCUAACUGAUGACAUUGAUUCAUAGAGAGGACAUAGGAUACAAAUCAGGUGUAGUCUACUGCCAAAACUUCACCCCCACUAUGUUGCUCCGUUUGGUACCUUAAAAAUGGGUUUAAGCUUAAAGAGGGACAGGUGAUGCACAUCAGCGGGGUUAUGUUUUUAGAUCAUUGUCAGUAUAAAAAGAAAUACAAUUGUCAGUGUAUUGUGUGAUGUUGUAUUCAUCUUUUUUUAGUUUGUUUUCAAAUUCUGCCUCAUUAAAGUUUUUAUUGUCUGUCUGUGUGUUUUGUUUCAGAUCCAGCCAAAAGAAUGAAUGGUGCAUAUGGCUACAUCGGAUAUUUUGGGGUCAUCAUUCUCUCCAUAUCUGUGGCCUUGCAGUUACUUGGAUUCUUUUAAAUGAACUGCCAUGUCCAAUCACUAUCAGUCUGAAGAGUUUUUUCAGUGCACUGGCUUAUUUUUAGAAAAUUUUCAUAGCAGUGAUACAACAUGUGACACUGAUUUUGUUAUGCAAAAUCAUAAUUUAGGGACCACUACCUCUUUUUCUUUAUAUUUUCAAUAAAUGUGGUGAUAAAACUGAUGUUGCAAAUACAGCAUAUGCUCUGUAAUACCAAAAAGGGUUAACAACAGGCUUUAAAGCUCCAUGUGACUCACACAUGAUGUUUUAGGCACAUAUCUUUGGAAUGUGAAGCAAAAUGAUUGCACAAAAAGAUUGCCUUUUGGACAUCUUGAGAAAUAAACCAUCAAUCAAAUGUUCCACUGUUUAUUUUUAAAGAUGUAAUGAAUCUAAGAUCAUGCUUUCCUUUAUGGACCAAUAAAAAAAGUGCUUCAAGCAUUUUUCAAGCAUUUUUUUUAGCUUCAUUGGAUUGGAAGGCACCCUCUCUUAAUUAAACAUUAAUAUUAAUGAGAUGAUUUUUUUGUUUUCAAUUCACAUUGAUCUGUAUUUGUGGGGUCAAGCAUACUCAGGUAAUCUUUUCACAGUCAGUACAAAGUAAACUGUUUUCACUUUGUAGUGAACCAAUUUUUCAUCAAUGACUUUUCUCAGUGAGUUGCUGUUAAGCUUGUAAUUUCCUCUUUCCCCCUUUUUUUGGUAGCAAAUGUCAAGUCAAAAUGUUGGGUAUCAGUACUACAGAUGACCCUGAGGCAAGGUUCAUGUGUGUUGAAGUAAUCCCCAGAUGAGACUACAGGGUGGUCUGAAUGACUUGUUCAAAAAGUCACAUGAGAGUUUAGCAAAACCAAUGUGAGAUUUGCUCAGCUCAUGGCAUUAUUAAGAUACUGAACAGUUCAGUGAUACCAUAACAAUGCUUGUAUACAUCCCACCAAAAGCGACUGUUGACGUUCCUUGUGAUGUUCUCCAUGAUACUGUUGCUAGGAUAUGGACUCAACAUUCUGAGGCACUUGUGAUAAUAUCAGGUGACUUCAUCCAUGUCACCCGCUCUUCUCACUUGACUGGAUUUACACAGUUAAUUAACUGUCCUACUAGAAAAAACAAAAACCUUUGAUUUGCUGUAUGCCAAAUUUAAGAAGCUUACAGAGCUACUGUCUUACCACCAUUGAGCAGGUCAGAUCAUAACUUGGUCUAUCUGCUGUUUAUCAGGUUAAUAUCCCUUUGGGGGUAAACAAAGUUCUUGUACCACCAGACAGUGACUCUUCUUAAAAGGGCAAAUUUUACACUUUAUAAAAAGAGGCACAAAUUCAUUGCAUGGCAACAGUGAAGGAGGUUUCUAGAAUGACGGAUGGGCCUAAAGAGCCAUUGUCUUCAAUGUUGCAUCCCAGACAGACGCUAAAAGGAGGGUUUUCAAAGACAGCAGAUAUGUCAAAGAUUUGUUAGACUGUAAAUCAUGUAAAGCUGCUAUGAAACUGUCAGAGGGACAAUUUAAAGCUAAACACAAUCCUGCAAUCUUGUUGAAGAUUAGGAUACUUUAUAUUCUAUUACUAUCAGUGUAAACAGCCAACUAAAUAAAAACAUCAACUUAUCUCUUUAA
This is a messenger RNA of Xyrichtys novacula (pearly razorfish), 3292 nucleotides long. The record is from the annotation of a GenBank genome assembly. Lineage: Eukaryota; Metazoa; Chordata; Actinopteri; Labriformes; Labridae.